AUGGCAACUCCAAUGGGAAAUCAUGAAUCUUCAUGGAAUACUGCCAAUGACCCUGACAGUUCUCAACCUUCACAACCUUCGCACGUCGACCUGGAAGCGCAAUCAACCCCCUUCCCUGUGCUUGAAGUGAUCCCCGAGAACCUGCGUGUACAAAUAGUCGAUCCUGGCAAGCGCAGCCAUGAAACCACCACGCCUAUUACUUCUGUGCGACGGUCUGCUACUGAUAUGUCGCACGCCUCUGUGAAGUCUUUAAGGAGGCGCGGCAGAAGUAACACCUCGAAGUAUGCGCCCGAGCACCUGGGUGGGAAGGCUAGUGCAUGGCAGCCAGGACUUGAGCCUGGGGUUGACACGUCCGAUCCUGCACCACAUUACGACCAUAGUAGCCAUCUAGACGAAUUACAUCCUGAGGAUUUGAACACUCAUUGUGAGAUUACCAUUGUCGACUUCAGUCAGAACAAGAUGGAAAUGUAUGAACUCGACAACGACGAGCUUGCGGAUUUCCUCAAACAGCCAAAGGCAAAGUGGGUGACUUGUCGAUGGAUCAACGUCAACGGAUUGUCAUGGGAUGUCAUUAGGAUCCUCGGAAACCACAAAGGCUUGCAUAGGCUUGCGGUGGAAGAUCUGAUGAAUACUCGAAACCGGUCGAAAGUGGAUUGGUACAACGAUCAUACAUUCGUCAUCGUCGCAUUGCAGAAGUUGGAGAGACUUCAGAAUUUGCAUGAGUCAUCCAGUGAAUCGGACAGCGAAGAAGAUUCGAAGCCUCAUUGGAAGAAGAUGAGAAAGAGCAAGGAGGGCGAAAGGAAGUUGAAGAAGAAGUCUAGAAGAAAAGCGAGGAAUGGAGUGAUCUGGGACUUUUGGAAUGAUAUUUUGGGGUACAGAAGGCAAAAGCAUAUGCCAAAUCCGAAUGAGCUCAACUCAGCCAAAGGGUUUGCGAUGACCAAUCCAGACGUCCCAACUCACAGCGCACGCACGCUCCAACGUUAUCAUGCCGGCGCCAACCAAGAUCGUGUGGACUACAUGGAGAGACACGCCAUUCUUAAACCGAAGAACUACAAGGUCAUCAUGGAGCAAGUGUCCAUAUUUCUCAACGAUGACAAUACGGUCACGUCGUUCUUCGAAGCCUCUGCCAAGGCCAUUGAAGAUCCGAUCGUACGGCGUUUGAAGUCCCCCGAAACCAUCCUUCGCCAAUCCUGCGACGCUAGCAUGGUCUUGCAGGCUAUCAUAGACGCGAUCAUCGACCUCUCUCUUGAAGUUAGUGGUGCCUAUCAGGACGCCCUGGGCGGCCUCGAGUUGGACGUGCUCACCGAUCCGGACAUCCAUCAAGCCAAACGUCUCUACAUCCUCACCUCUGAGAUUGCGGUCCUCCGUAAUGCUGUCCAGCCCAUCACCAGCGUCGUGACCGCCUUGAAGGGUCACAAAUCUGACGCUCCUGUCAGCACACCAGGGGCUAAGACUCCUAAUUUCUUCCCAAAGGAAUUCAAGUCAGGCGUUACUAUUACGCCUCUCACGCAAACCUAUCUGGGUGACGUUGAAGAUCACUGCAUCCUCAUCACCAAUAGCUACGACCAAAUGCGCCGCUCUGCCGAUAACCUCGUCGAACUGAUCUUCAACACCAUUGGUGCCUACCAGAAUGAGAACAUGCGCCAGCUCACGCUUGUUACCUGCUUCUUCCUUCCUUUAACAUUUCUUUGUGGAUAUUUUGGGAUGAAUUUCGAAAUAUUUCCAGCUAUAGCGAAUGACGCAGAUACAUACUUUUGGAGAAUUGCGACCCCCACUGUCGUGGCGACGAUGAUGUUUUUGAUGCGGGAUCAGAUCUGGAGGUGGACUCUCAGGCAAGCAGACCGGGGUUUGAUUAUCAGAGGAAGAAGAAGAAGGGGGGAGAAAUGA
Molecule: messenger RNA, 1887 nt
Organism: Endocarpon pusillum Z07020
Lineage: Eukaryota; Fungi; Ascomycota; Eurotiomycetes; Verrucariales; Verrucariaceae
Exons: 1
Coding region: 1-1887 (628 amino acids)
Biological process (GO): transmembrane transport; metal ion transport
Cellular component (GO): membrane
Molecular function (GO): magnesium ion transmembrane transporter activity; cobalt ion binding; magnesium ion binding
Source: RefSeq, a predicted model, not a curated record